This is a messenger RNA of Lactuca virosa, 1700 nucleotides long. The record is from the annotation of a GenBank genome assembly. Lineage: Eukaryota; Viridiplantae; Streptophyta; Magnoliopsida; Asterales; Asteraceae.
GUGGGGAUAAAAUAAAACGUCCUAAACGACCGCCACCACGCCUCCGGCGAUGGCCAGCAGCCGGCGAAUGAGAGCAUUCAAGCGGUGGAUGAAAUAUCAAUCAAUAGAAUACAGCGACGCACUGGACCUCAUAGUUCAACAAGAAGACCACCAAGUUUGGGUGAAGGCAUUGUGUGAUAUACACGAAGGCGACCUCAUCGCCACCAUCCCCAAGCGCAGUUGCCUCACUGUCAAAUCGUCCGCCGCCUGCCGCCUCAUUGAAGAUUUCUGUCUCGAAGGUUAUAUGGCACUCUCCGUCGCUCUAAUGUUCGAGAAAAGCUUGGGACAAAACUCCUCUUGGUAUGAUUAUCUCCACCUCAUGCCAGACUGCAACCCCGACGUACCCUUGCUCUGGUCUCUUGAUGAAAUUGAUCAGCUCCUAAUGGGCACAGAGCUUCAUAAGACAGUUAAAGAAGAUAAAGCUCUUGUAUACGAUGAUUGGAAAGCAUGUAUUGUGCCUUUUGUGGAAUCGGCUCCAAUAGAACUAAAUCCAGAAGAUUUUGGUGUUGAACAGUACUUUGCUGCAAAAAGUUUGAUCUCUUCACGUUCAUUUCAGAUAGAUGAUCAUUACGGAUUUGGGAUGGUUCCUCUGGCAGACCUAUUCAAUCACAAGACGAAUGCUGAGGAUGUACACUUCACCUCUGUAUCUGAUGAUGAUACUUCCGAAAACAUGGAGGAACAGGUUGAUGAUGAUGAUAGGGAUGGAGAUCCUCAAAAUCAAUCAAAUGUCGCCUCACCAAAAAGUGAUUUUAAUGGUGAUGAUGAUGGUGUUUUCCCAACCACUGAAAUUUUGGAAAUGAUUAUGGUGAGGGAUGUUAAAGCUGGAGCCGAGGUGUUCAACACAUACGGAUCAAUGGGUAAUGCUGCAUUGCUCCACAGAUACGGAUUCACCGAACCAGAUAACCCAUACGACAUCAUAAACAUAGAUCUAGACAUGGUCCUCCAAUGGAGUUCAUCUCUAUUUUCAUCUCGUCACACAAGAACUCGUCUUUCAUUUUGGAAAUCAUUAUUACAUUUACAUCAUCCUGAAUCCCAAAACCAGCAAAUCGAAUAUUUUGAAAUAUCUUAUGAUGGUGAACCAGAGCUCGAGUUGCUUAAAUUGAUAUUCAUAAUCUUACUACCUGAAAAAGAGUACAACGACUUAUAUCUCGGGGAUUCAAAUGGUCAGAAAUUUGGUAAGUCAAGGAUUGUAUUGGGUGAGGUGAGUGAAACGAAUAAGAAAGUUUUGUUGACUGAGAAUGUGCGAGGUGGGUUGUUGUCAGUGGUGGAUAUUAGGGAAAGGUGUUAUGGGUUGAGAUCAAUGGAAGAUGAUGUUGAAGCAUUGAGGGAGUGUUGUAAUAAUGUUUUGGAGAAAAAGUUGUAUCAUUCGUUGGUGUUGCGGGUUAGUGAGAGGAGGAUUUUGGAGAAGCUUAGGGCGUAUGCAGGUGGAGGUGGAAGUGGAAGGUGGAUUAAUAGUGGUUGUAAUGGAUCUACCAUGAAGAAGAGUGUACAAAAGAGAUGACAGGGCAAUUAUUGGUAUUUAUGGAGUGACUUUUGGAAGUUAAAGUGGUUGCUAGCUUUUCAGUGUAUUCCAGUUUUGUUAUUUUUUUUUUUGAUACCCAAGACUUGAUUUUAUUGAACCGGAUAAUUUCGAUGAUGAAUUUUGGUCAUACGACUAGGAC